Messenger RNA from Symbiodinium sp. CCMP2456, 615 nucleotides. NCBI's taxonomy places the organism in Eukaryota, Dinophyceae, Suessiales, Symbiodiniaceae. The record is from the annotation of a GenBank genome assembly.
AUGGGCCCGUCCGAUGACAAGUCCCCGGUGCAGACUGCCCAAGAUCCUCUCGGGGUGAUCAAAGCUAUUCUGGGCACUGCUGCGGAGAUCAAGGCAUUGUUUGGUCUAGGAAUCGUGGGCCUUGCUGCCGCAGCGGGGAGGCACUCCCACACUGUGAGGCCCGUGGUUCGACUUUAUGACCGACUCCUCAAGGAAGCAGGGCCUUUGGUGGGCGCUCGGGUGAAGAUGAACGGAUCCCUACCGGUCCAGCUCUUCGGCAACCUCAACCACGGUGGCUCGGAGACCGAGUACGCCAUCGACACCUACUAUGAUAAGCAGCACCUGCGGGUCUUGCUACACAUUUGGCGUCUGCCCAUCGCCCCCAAGCCGUGCUACAUCAUCGUGGACCACUUCGAGGAGCUUCUGCGGCGAUUUCCGAAAGAGGCGUUGGAUUGGGCGAACUCCCUGACCAACACUCAGGGACCGCGCUUCAGCAAGUUGAGCCUGGAGCCUCCCUCCGGCGAGGGUGCGGACCUUGACCAGGACCUCUUCGGCAAGUGCGGCUGCAACAUCGGCCUGUUCAAGCAGGUGCUUGCCGAGAUCGACCGAAAUGGAGGAGGCGACGCCGUGCUCUGA